Setaria italica (foxtail millet) is the source of this 1452-nucleotide messenger RNA. Its product is annotated as salicylate carboxymethyltransferase. NCBI's taxonomy places the organism in Eukaryota, Viridiplantae, Streptophyta, Magnoliopsida, Poales, Poaceae. Bases 87 to 1256 code for a protein of 389 amino acids. Gene Ontology annotation, biological process: methylation. The transcript is spliced from 2 exons. Gene Ontology annotation, molecular function: S-adenosylmethionine-dependent methyltransferase activity. The record is from RefSeq and is a predicted model, not a curated record.
UAUUUUUUUAAGGUCACUCCGAGAAAAAAAGAAAAGAAAAGAAGGCUUUAUUUUUUACGACCUGCAGUAGCAGAGAGUAGUAAAUAAUGGAGGACGAGGUGGCGGUGCUGCUGGCCAACAGGUCGUCGCCGUCGUCGGCGAUCGUGCGCAUGAACAGCAGCGCUGAGGGCAACAUGAGCUACGCCAACAACUCCGACUUCCAGCAGGGGAUCGCCUCCGCCACCAGGAAGGCGAGGCGGGACAUGGCCGCCGCGCUGUACCGCGCCCUGGGCCGCCCGGCCACCCUGGCCAUCGCCGACCUGGGCUGCGCCACGGGGCCCAACGCGCUGCUCAUGGUGUCCGACGCCGUCGAGGCCGUGCUGGCGGAGAACAGUAAGGGCGGCGGGGAGGCGCCGCCCCAGCUGCACGUCUUCCUCAACGACCUCCCCGCCAACGACUUCAACGCCGUCUUCCGGCUGCUGCCGUCGUCGCCGCUCGCCAGCGCCGGCUGCCUCGUCUCCGCCUGGCCGGGCUCCUUCUACGGCCGCCUCUUCCCGGAUGCCAGCCUCGACUACGUCGUCUCCUCCUCCAGUCUCCAUUUCCUCUCCAAGGCGCCGUCGAUGGCGACGGAGCAUCUCAACCGGGGGCGAGUGUUCGUGUCGGCGUCCGGCCCGGCGGUGGCGCUGGAGGCAUACCGGGCGCAGUUCCACGCCGACUUCCUCGCCUUCCUCGGCUGCCGCGCCGCCGAGACGAGGCCCCGGGGCCUGCUCCUCCUCACCUUCGUCGCCAGGAGGGGCGCGCGCCCCACCGCGCACGACUGCUACCUCUGGGACCUCCUCGCCGACGCGCUCAUGGACAUGGCCGCCGCCGGCCUCGUCGACGAGGACCGGGUCCACUCCUUCAACGCGCCCUACUACGCGCCCUGCCCCGACGACCUCGCCAGGGUCGUCGCCAAGGAGGGCUCCUUCGCCGUCCGGACCAUGCAGCUCUUCGACAUCACGCGCCGCCGCCUGUUCCGCCCCACCGCAUCUCUCCCGGCUAGUAAUAAGUUACGCGACGACGACGAAGAGCUGCCGCAGUGGAUGGCCGGGGAGACGGCGGGCACUGUCAGGGCAGUCGUGGAGCCCAUGCUGCGGACUCACUUCGGCUGGGCCGCCAUGGACGGGCUCUUCUGCAGGUACCGCCUCCUGCUCGAGGCAUACUACCGCAGCAAGGCCACCAAGAACAAGGACGACAUCACCAACGUCUUCCUCGUCCUGGAGAAGAAACAACGUUAACUAGCUCACCCUCCGGUUUCCCUCCAUGCAUCUUAGUUACCCCGAUGAUGCACGGCUACGUACCCCUUUCCUUUCAUUCGCCAUGCAUGUGUCGUCAAAUUAAAGUAUGAUACAUAUUUUUCAAAACAGUGUAUCAAGGUUAUUUAAAUUCUGUUAAAUAUAUUGUCGGAUUUGUCUCUAUAAAAAAGAUUUCUUA